AUGGCAGAGCAUCGCAAGAUUUCUGCUACCCUUGUAGCUGGACAGGAGGAAGGUUCGUAUGUGUUCAAGAUAGAUGGAUACUCGAGAUCCAAGGCGCUACUCAAGACCGAAGAGUACGUGACUUGUGCCCCCUUCAGUUCUGGAGGCCACAGAUGGUACUUGAACUUUUACCUGAACGGCCGUUGGUUUACCCGUUACACAAGUGUGGGUCUGUUUCUUGAUUCCGCCGAGGCCGAAGAUGUGAAGGGGAAAUUCACGCUCAGCGUUCUCGACAAGAACGGAGAACCGGCGGUGCCUUCAGUUAGCUAUACAGACCCUGUACGUAUCCUGAGAAGCGAAACAGCAUUCCACGCUGGAUUCGUCAAGAUGGCUGGUCUGGAGGAAUCGGUGCAUGUGAAAGACGACUGUUUGACCAUCAUGUGCGUUAUCACGGUCAUGAAAGACAUCCCGAUGAGCGAAGAAACAACGGUUGAUCGGUUUGUGGUGGUUCCUCCAAGCAACUUGCACCAGCAUCUCGGCGACCUCCUCAAGAGCGAGGAUGCAGCAGAUGUAACCUUUCAGGUGGGUGAGCGGAGAUUCUACGCGCAUAGGGCUGUCCUUGCUGCUAGGUCAUCCGUCUUCAAAGCGGGACUCCUCGGCGCAAUGAAGGAGAACUCCGCCGGUAGUAUUAUUGAGAUCCGUGACAUGGAAGCUGAUGUGUUCAAAUCUUUACUCAAUUUCAUAUAUACCGACUCGGUUCCUCAUGCGCUUCAGAUCGCUAGCAACAAUCGCAAAUCGCUUCGAGAUGUGGUGAUGGCAGGACAUCUACUCGUAGCGGCAGACAUGUACGAUAUCGCGAGGCUGAAGCUGAUAUGCGAGAAGAAACUCUGCAAUCACAUCGAUUCUGACAUGGUGGCGACCACUUUAACUUUAGCGGAGCAGCAUGGUUUUCAUGAUCUCAAAGACGCUUGUUUAAGAUUCCUGGCUUCUCCUUCCAAUCUGGAGGCCAUGAUGGCCAGCGAUGGUUUUGCCCAUCUGAAAUCGAGCUGUCCAUCUGUUCUCAAGGAGCUGAUAGUCAGAAUCCUUCCGGCUGACCUGAAAGUGGCCAAGGAUCUUAUCAUGAUAAUGUAG
This is a messenger RNA of Lolium perenne, 1110 nucleotides long. RefSeq names its product BTB/POZ and MATH domain-containing protein 3-like. The record is from RefSeq and is a predicted model, not a curated record. Gene Ontology annotation, biological process: protein ubiquitination. Lineage: Eukaryota; Viridiplantae; Streptophyta; Magnoliopsida; Poales; Poaceae. Gene Ontology annotation, molecular function: protein binding.